Danio rerio (zebrafish) is the source of this 858-nucleotide messenger RNA. NCBI's taxonomy places the organism in Eukaryota, Metazoa, Chordata, Actinopteri, Cypriniformes, Danionidae. The record is from RefSeq and is a predicted model, not a curated record.
UUUUUUUUUAUCACAUGGCAGCACCGGACAUAUUCUACCCAUUUGGCUCAGCAGCAGGAGACUCGAUAAAUCCUGCUGUUGAGGAUGGAAGCUCCUCUCUUAUUACACUGUUGAGUCCAUUUCUGUUCUUUGGCCGCACAUACCAGCAGAUUUAUGUUAAUAAUAAUGGGCACCUCACAUUCAGUCAGGCUUCUUCUGAGUAUGUUCCCUACUUAUUUCCAGCUUAUAAAAGUAAAGAUAUAAUUGCUGGACUCUGGACUGACCUUGAUAACCGUGAGAGAGGAGUCGUCUCUUAUAAUCAAUACACUAAUGGAAGUGUUCUCACUCACGCCACUCAGGAUAUCAACAAUUAUUUCCCAAAUCUGACCUUCACUGCUUCCUGGGUCUUUGUUGCAACGUGGGAUAAAGUAGCCUACUAUGCUUUAACCAAUACAGUAAGUUUGAUAGACCUCUAAAGUUUCACUCACUUUAUCCAUGAUUAAAUAAUAAAUAAAAAAAACUUCUUAUGUUAAUUUUUCUUCAGGAAACAUUGUUUCAAGUGAUUUUAAUUUCAGGCAGUAAUUAUUCAUUCACUCUGAUGAAUUAUGGUGACAUUGCUGCAACAGUAUUUCCAGUGGAGGUAAAAUGAACUUUCUGUUAUGAUAACAAAAUAUUUCUGUUGUCUACUGUAUAAACAUAUCUGUUUAUAUGAACAUUGUUUUGUGUUCUUAUAGGCUGGUUUUGAGACGAUGAACUCAACAAACUACUUUGUGAUUCCUGGAUCAGACAGUGGAAGCUCCAUCUCAAAUCUCAACACCUCCAGUAAUGUCAAUGUUCCAGGCCGAUGGGCCUUCAGGGUGGACAGUGAACUGGAAACAA